UUGUUGCUGUUUUUGUUGUGUUGCUUUAGUUUGCCCUUUUCUUUCCCCUCCUCCAGGCAGGCAGGAAAAGAGGCGGCAGCUGUGGCUGUAGCUGAAGCUAUCCGUCUGGCUGUGACCGUGGAUGUGGUCGUGGCUGUGGCUGUAACUGUGGCUGGGCUGGACGUGGCUGUGCCUGGCGUGGGUGAGGCCGUCCAACAGCAUGACACUCAAGACGUGGCUCGCCGGCGCCCACACGCCCGCACACAAGCACAACAAGACUGCUGUGGACGUGCUACCGCGUUACGAGGCGGCGGCCACGCCCCAGGGCUCGCAGCUCACGGCGCUGCCCAAUGGGGACGUGACGCUGCGGCGAAACCUCAAGAACCCAUUCUCGGCCUUGACGCGAGGGGGCGCGCGAGACUGGCGCGUGCGGAGCGUCGAGGACGUGCUUGACGCCGAGGGGGGUGACUACGGCUUCCUGGAGUACUACUCCCUCAGGAGAACGUCCUCGCGAGACACUUCCCUCACGGAGCCCCGUGCACCCAUCACCUGCGGCACGUGGAGCCAUCUGGGCCGCUGGGCGGAACACGGCCCGGCUCAGUUCUGCUCCGCCACGCUCGGCCGCGGAGAGAAGCCAGAGCGCAAGCGCACGCACAGGGAUCAGCGGCCGCGCAGCCACCAUCUGGACGAGGCAUGGCGGCCAGAGGAGAUCCGCACCUCCACGCCGCUCUCCUCCACCACGCCCUCCGCUCACCCCAAGCAGCCCCGCCCGCAGCCCCCGGAGAGCAGGGCGGAGUCCACCCGGCGAGGCGUCUCCAAGCGGAACUCUCUGUUAUGGCGGCUGCGGCCAGACCGCUGGCGGAGUGUGGAAGGCUCGCUGCGCCGCGCCCGCAGCCGCGACGACGGCCUCGACGUAGGCCGCGGCCACCGCAAGAGUGACCUCGGCGCCUCGCAGCCUGACCUCUUGACCUCACACCGCGCCCCCAGUGAUGCUGGUUACUGUGACCUGGUGCCGCCCCCGCCCUUCUCAAUCCUGCCGCCCACCACCCGCCGCGCCGCCCACAGCGAGACAUUGCCGCGCCGCACUCGCCACGCCAGCAAGGAUAGCUGCAACACCCUGCUGGCACGGGGCCGCCGCUGGCUGCACUGCUCCAGCCUGGGCCGUGCCGACCGUGUGGCGGACAGAAGCGAGUCUGUGCUGACGGUGGAGCCUGAAACCAUCAGGCCGCACCGCAGCAGCAGCAGCAGCAACAGCAAUAGCAGUAGCAGCAACAAACACAACAACAGUAAUAACAGUAACAACAACAAGUAUGACAACAGCUACAACAAUAAAACUCACUAUAACAACACCUACAACAACAAGCUGUCCUCGGCCAGCAGAAACAACAACCACCGCAAUGCCCUCAACAGCCUAUCCCUUAGCGGCCCUCCAGCGGCGGGGAGCCUCGGGCGAGAGGCGGGCGAGAACGAGCUGCGGCGGCGAGGCCGGGCCAGGUCUCGGCGGCCUCGCACCUUCUACUUGCUGGAGGAUUACUUGUCACCGGUGCGAGCGGCGGGCGUGGCUCCCGCCGGCGUGGUGCUGGACGAGUACGUGAGCCACGCACCGCGCCUCGUCUUCAGGGAGGCGGCCCACGAGGCGCUGCAGCGACCUCUGCCGCCCACGCCCGAGUGGGACACUCCAUCCCUCUCGCCGCCCUCCAGCGUCAUGACGGGACACUACUCCACGCCUCUGCAGCCGCACCACCACUCGGGGAGCGGCGGCCACAGCCUCUUCGUGGACGCCAUCAUCCCGUCGCCCGAGAAGAGCGGCGGCUCCAGCCUCUACUCGCCGGUGUUCUCGCCCAGGGACUCGGGCUACCCGCGCUUCAUCACGCCCGAGCUCGCCUUGCCGGAUCGCGCGCCCCCGCCCCUCAACGGCCUCCCCCAGCCCGGCCACGCCCUCUACGGCCACGCCCACUCGCAGACGCAAAGUUUCCGCAGUCUGGACAGGGAAGACCGACGGAGAACCAAAGACUCUCGCAAGAGCCCGGCGCACCACCGGGAUGCCGCCUACCACAAGCUGGGCCGCACCGCCACCGCCUCCCGCCCGCCGCUCUCCAGCAAGCUGCGGCAGAACGGCUUGCUCUCCGCCCAGAAGCUGCCAGUCCUCACCAACAAGAGCAACUCAUCCUCGAGAGUCAACCUUCCUCAUGACGCCACGAGCCGGAUCGAGGGAGACACCGGAGGAGGAGGAGGAGGAGGAGGAGGAGGGAGGACCAGGGACGGAGGAAUAGGGGGAGGAGGAGGAACAGGAGGAGGGGCGCAGGUGGGGCAAGGUGGGGCUGGAUCCUUACCUGUACUAAACAACAACAAAGGUGAGAUCGGACCGGACUCGCCGCGGCAGCCCAGAUUGAACUCCUGCAAAGUCUCCUCCUCCGCCAACGCCGCCGCCGCCACCUCCACUACCUCCACCUCCUCCCGGCCGGCCACCUCCUCCCACUCCCUCCCACUCUCGCCUCAGGAGGCACUCAAGAGCUACGGGGACCUUCUGACGGAGUACGAGCGGCGUGAGAUCGAGGCGUACCCGGACGUGUUCUACCUGGGCGUGGACGCGAGGAAGAUACACGGGGAGGAGGGGGCCCAGCUGAACGGCGGCUACGAUGAUGAGAACGGCAGCUAUAACAAGGUGAUGCACGACCACAUCAGUUACCGCUACGAGAUCCUGGAGGUGAUCGGCAAGGGCUCCUUCGGCCAGGUUAUCCGCGCCAUAGACCACAAGUCCGGCGAGCACGUGGCCAUCAAGAUCAUCAGGAACAAGAAGCGUUUCCACCACCAGGCGCUCGUGGAGGUGAAGAUCCUGGACCACCUGAGGAGGCGUGACCCGGACCAGCACCACAACGUCAUCCACAUGCUCGACUACUUCUACUUCCGCAACCAUCUGUGCAUCACCUUCGAGCUCAUGGGACUGAACCUGUACGAGCUGAUCAAGAAGAACAACUACCAGGGCUUCAGUCUGAGCCUCAUCAAGCGGUUCGCCUUCUCGCUGGUGCAGUGCCUCAAGCUCCUGCACCGCGAGAACAUCAUCCACUGUGACCUCAAGCCCGAGAAUGUGUUACUGAAGCAGCGGGGCAGUAGCAGCAUCCGCAUCAUUGACUUCGGGUCCUCGUGUUAUGUACAUCAGCGGGUCUACACGUACAUCCAGAGCCGCUUCUACCGCUCCCCUGAAGUCAUCCUCGGCCUCCCCUACGGCCUCCCGAUCGACAUGUGGAGCUUAGGCUGCAUCCUGGCGGAGCUGUACACUGGCUACCCGCUCUUCCCCGGCGAGAACGAGGUGGAACAGUUGGCGUGCAUCAUGGAGGUGCUGGCGCUGCCCCCGCACCACCUCCUCAUCGCGGCCUCCAGGCGCAGACUCUUCUUCGACUCCAAGGGCAACCCGCGCUGCGUCACCAACAGUAAGGGCAAGAAGCGCCGCCCAGGGUCACGGGACCUCGCCUCCGUCCUCAAGUGUUCAGACUCCCAGUUCGUCCACUUCAUCUCCCGCUGUCUCGAGUGGGACCCCUCCUCCAGGAUGACCCCCGAGGAGGCGCUGCAACACGACUGGCUCCUCUCCUCCCUCUCCUCCUCCAUGGCCUCCUCGUCCCCUCCGUCAGGGUCAGUGGGGGGCGGCUCAGAGCGCCGAUCGGGGGUGGUGAACGGCAGCCACGCGGGGGGGCACUCCAGGCGACACGGCCCCAUCACUCAGGACUCAAACGAGGAUGAGAACUACACUCUCUAUAAGGUGUAUAAGGGGAAGCGCCACAGAGACGUCAGCGUGAGUGUGGCAGACAACGGAGCAAAGCAGGACUGUUCCUCCGCCAAUGCCAACACCUCCCACGCCACCUCCACCACCACCAUGGUCGUCACCACCACCACCACCAGCACCACCACUACCUCCACCACUGGGGUCAACGGCAACCCAGAGACAACCUCCACCGAAAAUUCCCUCGACGAUUCAGGGACAUUUCUCCCGCCCAUCCUCUAAGGGAGAGUGUGUGGGCGAGGCGUGAGGCGCGCUGCCUUGUGUUUCCUCCCCCAAUGAGUCGUGGUGGCCACACACAGCCCCCGGUGGACCACAAGGAGGCUGGGUGAGCAGACAAGCUGUGUGUGGGUGGUUGCUCAGCCGUGUGUUGUGUGGACGGCUGCUCAGCUGUGGUGUGCGGAUGACUCGCUCUCACUCGCCAAGCUGUCACAGUGGCUGGUACAAUGGCUCUAGUGAUAUCUGACUUGUAACAUUAUUUUAUAGAAUGGUUGGUGUAAGAAGAGAGAAAUUAAAUAUACUAUUUUAUAAGUGUUAUAAGUGAUUGAUGACUAUAUAUAUAUUAUAUAUUUAGUAAUAAUAAAUAUAAAUUAAUGGUCUUGUCAGGAAAAAACACACAAUCUUAACUAGUCCUGUGUGUGUGGACUUUCUGCAAGAGACAGACUGCCUGUGAACAAAGUGUAACCUGAUGUGCCCUAAGCCGUGUAUAGACUAGCUGCCGUGUGUUAGGUGUGGCCCCCCUGCCCUCCUACACCCCUACCCCCUCCCUCCCCUCCUCUCCCCUCAGAGCUCAGUCCCACACCUCAAGGGAUGUGAGGCCUCCUCUCCCCUCCCCCAUUAGGCCUCAGUCCCACAACCAUCUCCCUCCCACUCAGUUAAUCUUUUUACCCACUACUAUGUCCUUAUGUUGAUCUUCACCCUGUAUGCUUUUUAUACAUUACUUCAUAUUUCAAUGAUUUUCUUAUUUAUUCUCUUUGAUUUCUAAGUCCUUACACACUCCUCCUUCCCUCCAUCAGCUCUGUCAGAUCCAGUGAUAUGUAAUAUUUGCAUUGCAUUGUAUGCAGUCACCUGGGAGGCAGAAUUGUUGGCUCCUGUGUUUUCCUUCCUUAGCUCAUUGUGUACUCUGCAUCAGUGAGGCCUAUGCAAUAUGGUAUGUACUAGCCCUAGCGUUCCCCCUUCCGUGACCCACAAUGGCUGGCCUCACUUGCAUAGGAGGUAAUAAGGAACAUGAAUUAAGCAAGGUGAAAAUACUAGAGCUGAAUAAAAGCAUUGCAGUACAAGUUGAAAGUAAUAAAUUCAAUAAUGUUGUCCUCAUCUUACCUCGAUCAUACUUGUCUUUUUUUUGUGUGAAAUUGUCAGUUAUUCUAAUCAAUCUACUAUGAUGAAACACGACAACUUUUUCUCCUGUGAGACUUAGCCUUAUCGCAGCUCUGUGAUAGCCUUAACAUAUCUCCUAAUAAGCCUUACCAAAGAUUCACCAAAGAUGUAUCUUUUAUACCCUUGUCAUGUCUGCCUGUGUGGGCAACAUUUAGUCUCCAAACCCCAAGUUCUACAUCAGGGCCACAAACACCCAGCCAGUCAGCCAGUCAGUACGUCAGUCACAAGUCUAAAGGUUUACCCGAGGCACUCUGACCCCAGUCACCUCAGCAAGGCCUCAGCAGCCUCAGCCAUCCUCAGCCCUCAGCUCAGCGAGGUGAGGGCUGGCAGGCCUCUGUCUGGCUGGCCUGUGUCUGAGUGAACAUAUGUUAUUCUCUUUGGUUGAAGCUUUUUAAAUUUGAUUAUAUGAACACAACUGAAUGGAUAAUUUGGAAUGCUGAUGGAAAACAAAGAGAAUAUUAUCAUAUUGUCCUGCUGGAAACAGUGAGGCAAGACACGUGUAUAUUUUUUUCCUAGGUAAUGUUCUAUAUUUAGUAAUGCUAAGGAAGAAAGAAAUGAGCUGGUUCUGUAUCAUCAUUCCCAUUCAGUACAAUACAAAGAAAGAGCAUCAAGAUGGUGAGAAGGUCACUGAUGAGUGUGUCAUGCAGAAAAUAAGCAUGAUGUGCAGAUUAUUAUUUUAAUUAUGGAAUGGACUGCCAUCCAAUUUCUGCUUCUUGCAGAAAUGUAUUGGAAGUCUGCAAACUGUCAUCCUACAUGUGGAAUAUUGAUUGCAUCAUGCAUUUCUGCCUCACACAAAAAUGUGUAAAAUUGAUUAUUCCACAGUCAGCCAAGACAGCUAGUAUGAUCCUUUGAUGCCCAGCCACACACCACAAUAACUUUGCCUACACUGUAUGUACCAUGUUGUUCCUGCCAGUGAUUUCUUGCCCAAUGUUAAGAUACAAAUCAAAAACUUGCGUUAAGUUACACUGCAAAACCUGAACUGUUUGUGCAUUGUGAUUGAUCAAUAGAGUGAAGAGUUGAGGACAUGACCUGUGCUUGUGGGUCAUACAUGUGGAUGAGAUCCUUUUAGCUCAUGGGUCAAUGAUAUUAAGUGGAGGUUAUAAACUGUCAUAUGUUUUCAUUAAUUUUUCUGCAUGGACUGUGAAUUCAAGAAACAUUUGAUAUGCUGAGAGUACCUCAGUCAGAAUAGUACAAUCCUACAGAAGAAAUUCUACUUGAGCCCCGCCCCUUUUUGUUCCUUCCAUUACUGUUGACUUAGAUCACAUUCGCUGCACUGCUCAGGUUCGCUGUUGAGAGCCUGGAGUGUCUCUGCAUGACCUGGUCCCCAAGUCUUGUCUGCUGUGCAUCCCUUUUCUAAAUGCGCAUGUUUCUCAUCCUUUUUGCCCAACCACACUCAUUUAUUUUUGCCUCAUAAGUGCUCAGACUACUCCAAAUUAUUCCUUUUCAUGAAUUAUACAAUAAAGUCAUGUUCUACUCUUUACAAUUGUUGUCAGCUGUGAAAUGAUUACCAGCAGUGACAAUGACUUAAACUGAAUGCCGACCUUCCAUGGCCCAUUUUUCAUUCAUAGAAUAAUCAGUAUUAUGUAAGAUGAAAAUAUGGGGGAGCUCAAAAAGUAAUGUCUUCAGUAACUGUGCCAUGACUGAACCUGUCCGUGGUGAGUCUGGACAGACAAGCCUUGGGCUACCGGGCGCUGGGUUUUACCGGGACUUUCGAGUGUCAUGGAGUUGAAACAUUCAUUCAGAGGUAUUUUCUGCAAUUAGACUUCCAGUGACAAUACUGUAGACAUAAUUAUGAUUUUAAUAAUGAUAGAUUUAGUCAUGUCUAUUAUCAAUUUGUUAUCAGAUAUGAAAGUGGCAAUCACUGGAUUUUAUUUCUUACCUCAGUUUAUUUUAGCUUCUGAUUGUUACAAGCCCUUCAGUAUAAUAUAAAUCCAUUUAACUUUGGGGUGAAUAACAUGAAAUUAAUCAUCAUGUACAAUUAUGUCACUGUAGUUUGAUUUUUUUCUUUCAAUGCUUCAGUGUUACAUUAUUAUUAUUAUUAUUAUUAUUAUUAUUAUUAUUAUUAUUAUUAUUAUUAUUAUGAUCAUUAUUAUUAUAUUUUUGUUGUUGUUCCAAUCAUUAUUUAUUCCAAACUCAAGUAAUCUUGCUGCAAAGAAAAAAUUGAGCCAGAAAUAUAAAAUGUCAAGAUAUUUAUUGUUUACACUGAUAUAUUUAUAUUGCUAUAUACGUACAUUUAUUGCCUUGUGUAUUUUAUUUUUCCAAGCAGAAGAAUUGAUGAAUCAUAUCCUGGCACUGUGUAAUAUAUUUUCCUGGAGAGAUCUAUCCAAGGGCAAGUAAAAUCUGUGCUAUAUCAAUCCAAGCACACACACACACACACACACACACACACGAGUUCUUGCUGCUGAUGUCAAUCAAAGAAGAAAAAAGUAUAAUGUGCGUUAAGGUAUUUGAUUUUCGUUUGCACUCACUGACGGUCACUGGUGUUGUGUGUGUGACGUGGAGGGUAGGAGGAGGAGGUGAUGCUGUGCUGUGGUGGUGUUGAGAGCAGUGUGCUGCAGUGAUGCCAUGUGUGGGAGUGUUGUUUACAAUGGUCAAGACAAAGUUAGGAGUCUUUCUAAGAGAUCUGGUGGGCUCUAGUUGCAGUAAAAGUUCUUUCAAAUGCACUCAUCAGGGGACUGACUGUGCGUGUGUCCAGUGUAAGACAAAGACAGUGCAUUGUGCAGACUUAUGCAGGGCCCUGCAAACUUUAGGAGUAUGUGAACAUGCAUACUGAAAAAGUGGCAAAGUAGAAAAAGGAAAUUAUUCCAAUGCAUGGAGCCAGUUACCAGGAUCCCACAAGAAUUAUUAUGUUUGACUCAGGAUUCCCUUACUGUGGUUUUCAUGGACUGUGCUGCGAGAGCCGUUGUGCCGUCAGGGUGGCCAGCAUGUCCCUGUGUGUGUAAUAAUUCAAUGUGUUCUCAUAAAUGAUCUUUUAUGUAUUAUGUGAGGAUGAAAGUAUGCAUAGUCUCUUGUAUAGUUUCCAUCAGAGGUGUGUGUGUGUGUGUGUGUGUGUGUGUGUGUAUAUAUAUAUAUAUAUAUAUA
Messenger RNA from Eriocheir sinensis (Chinese mitten crab), 8212 nucleotides. Its product is annotated as dual specificity tyrosine-phosphorylation-regulated kinase mbk-2-like. The transcript has 12 exons. Gene Ontology annotation, biological process: peptidyl-serine phosphorylation; peptidyl-threonine phosphorylation. The coding region runs from base 200 to 3979 and encodes 1259 amino acids. Gene Ontology annotation, molecular function: protein serine/threonine kinase activity; ATP binding; protein serine/threonine/tyrosine kinase activity. NCBI's taxonomy places the organism in Eukaryota, Metazoa, Arthropoda, Malacostraca, Decapoda, Varunidae. Gene Ontology annotation, cellular component: nucleus. The record is from RefSeq and is a predicted model, not a curated record.